AUAAGUCGGUCCUAGGCUGUUAGCUUGUUAGGUUUUCCGGUCUGUUUCUGAGUGAAGGCAAGUCAUGAAGAGUGCACUCUUGCACGAUCCAACCACUGUGACGUGAGUGCAGGGAAAGCCAAGCAGUGCAUUGUUGCAGUCUUUCCCCAUUGCUGUAAAAGGAGAACUGACGCAUGGCGGAACUGUCGGAAGCCCCGAUCUGAUGGACGAUGCCCGUGCGUUGCGAGAGUGGUGCAUUCGACGUAUGCGUCACGUCACUGAGAGAGGAUCGGCGGUGGGUAAACCUUGUUGAAGACGCGUCGUUCACAUGGCUGAGGGUUGUUACGCCAGAGAAGGUGCUUCGAGAUGUCGUUGGGAUCUGUAGACUGAGAAGGGCGUGUCCACCUGGGCAGCCAGCGGGAGCCAGUGUCUUAGUACGCGGAAGGCACGCCCCGGACGCCCUCGGUUCGGUCCGGUGUUUAAGUUCCAGACAGCCUGUGUUUGGCGCACCCUUUACGCAUCUUACCAUGAGAGCAGAGUGCUUCACUGCACCGUCGUGCAAAAUUGCGAAGCUCACUCUGGGUCCAUGGUCAUCUGCGUGCACAUGUGCAGCUGCAACGCCUGACCGCCGCUACUUCCUGCACGCCCAUCAUUCCCACUUCGGCUCCAAGCCUGGGUAUCCGUCUGCGACUCAGGGAAAUCUAACAAGCCCAAGGGUUCGGUACCUUCGCAUGAGUUUGUUAUUCGCCGUUCAUCUCCGGACUUCGCAUCUUUGCGACACUGAGCAAGGAAACUGCCGAGCGGAAAGAGCAUCAGUGCAGUCCUUCCCAUCUGCCGCAGAAAGCGCGCCUCAGUGCGGUGCAUGUGAGCUUCGAGCCUUCCAGUUUUUCUCAGACGUGUAUGGUGUAAAAUUCUGCCUGCGACCACCUGCAGUGUGCUCUUGCCUCGGUAGGCUGUGUCGCUAGUCAUGACCGGAUGUAUCGCCAGCGCGGCGCUUCGUGCGGCUAUUGUCUAAUUCGGCGUUCGAAAUCUGCUACAAGCAUGUAUUGGGGUCGCGUAGAUUGGUGUUCCGAA
Alternaria rosae is the source of this 1053-nucleotide messenger RNA. RefSeq lists its product as uncharacterized. The coding region runs from base 210 to 944 and encodes 244 amino acids. The transcript has a single exon. Lineage: Eukaryota; Fungi; Ascomycota; Dothideomycetes; Pleosporales; Pleosporaceae. The record is from RefSeq and is a predicted model, not a curated record.